AUCUUCUUCUCCCAUACCUCCCGCCGGCCGUCGCCUAUUCCGUUCAUCGGUUCUCCAGGCCUGCUCACCCCCCUCUCCUCUCCCAUGAGAUCGUUUGCUCUGUGUUCGGCAGCCGCGGUCCUGUCCGCUCUGGCUGUCUCCACCUCGGCUGCCCCCGUCAGCAGCUCCGGCUCCUGUCCGGCCGAUGCCUCCGCCAGCACCUACCAAGAGUGUGGCCAGUUCCGGGUUGACACCAAGCAGCAGCUCUGCAACCAAUAUCGCGACGACUGGCAGAAGCGCGUCCACUGCUUCAGCAUCGUCGACUCGAUCGCCGACUCGUGCAUCCAGGCCGUCGACAAGAAGAACGUCCCCUUCUGCUUCACCAAGGCCCUCGAUGAUCUCUACCCCAACGCACCCUCCUCAUCCUCGUCCGUGGCCAGCUCCGAGAGUAGCCAGUGCCCCUCUGAUGCCUUGGCCAAAACCGUCGCCGACUGUGACGCCGCUCAGCAGUACAUCGACGCCAACAUCUGCAGCAGCCGCGCCGAUAAGGACAGCUGCCUUGCCGCUGCCAGCACCCUGACCGGCGCCUGCAAGAGCGCCGUCAACUCUGGCAGCACCUUCUGCUUCGAGACCGAGUCGGCCACCUUCAUCACCACCUACGGCCAGCCCACCACCCAGAGCUCGCUCGAGGCCAGCUCCUCCAGCAGCAGCAGCUCCUCGUGCAAAGACGACUUUUUGGCCACCAGCUACAGCCAGUGCUCCCAGGCUCGUGCUGCCUUCAAGUCCAAGUUCUGUACCCAGCAAAACUCUGACAUCCGUGUCCAGUGCUUUGCCGAGGUCGAUAAGGCCAGCGACCAGUGUGUCCUCUCGAUCGACAAGCAGCAGCCUUUCUGCUUCGAGCCUCUCUUUAACGAGCUCAACGGCCAGAGCAAGCCUACCCACAGCACUCACGCCACCCACAGCACUCACGCCACCCAUAGCACCCACGCCACCCACAGCACCCACGCUUCGCACACCGCUUCUCCCACUAGCACCCCCAGCGGAUCCUGCGAUAAGGACUACCUUGCCGAGUCGUACGACGACUGCUCCAAGGCCCGCAGCAUCCUCAAGCAGCAGUUUUGCACCCAGUCCGACUCGAACAAGCGCGUGGCCUGCUUCGAUGCGGUCGACCACUCUGCCAACGAGUGUGUCACCGCCAUCGAUCACAAGUCGACGUAUUGCUUUGAGGCCAUUUACAAGAAGCUGAGCGGCAGCUCGCCCAGCCCCAGCCCCAAGUCUUCUUCGGCCGCCACUUGCGGUUCGGAAUACCUCGCCACCUCGCAGUCCCAGUGCGACACCGCCAACACCGAAAUCACCGCUUACUGCACCCAGAAGGCUGCUGCCGACAACAAGGACAUCUGUCUGCUCACUGGUCGUGUCUCUAUUAACGAGUGCAGCAGCGCUGUCAGCAGCGGCAGCCAGUACUGCUUCGCGGAUACGAUUGCCGCCCUGGGCACGUACGCCACCGACUCUCAGACCUGCACUCCUAGCUACCUUGCUUCCACCUCUGCCGACUGUGACGCUGCCCAGGCCGAUCUGUCGCAGAUUUGCGCUUCCUUCACCAGCUAUGUCUCCCAGAGCUCGUGCGUCAACUUUGGAUCCUCCUUCAUCAGCGACUGCAAGAACGCCAUCGCCCAGCAAAAGUCGUACUGCUUCGAUGGUGCCAUCCGUCAGCUUGCCACCUUUAUCCUCUCGAACGGCACCGCCUCGGCCUCGGCCUCCGCCACUCCCGCGCCCUCGGCUACUUCGGCUGUUGUUCAAUCGCCCGCCCCCUCCUCUUCUGCGUCCCUCGCUGCCGGUCCCUCCGCUUCCGCGUCCCUCGCCCCCUUGAGCUUGGCAGCCAUCACCUCCUCUGCCGCCUCACCCUCGGUCACUGCCAUCUCUAGCGUUGGUCCUGCUGUUGUCGUCACUGGCUCGGCCACUGCUGCUGCUGCCAGCCCCUCUGCCACUGCCUCGACGUGCAACCCCGAGCUGCUCGCUGCUUCCUCGCAGGACUGUGACAAGGCCAGCGCCGAGGGCCAGCAGCUCUGCAGCCAGGCUGGUGCCAAGAAGGAUGCCUGCACCGCCAUCGUCACCAGCGCCGUUUCGGAUUGCAAGUCCGCCGUGAGCGCCGGUAACACCUACUGCUUUGCCAACGCUGUCCAGCAGCUCAAUGCUCUCGCUUCCCCGGCCAACAGCACCUGCCCCGAUGGCGCUCUCGCCAACAGCACCACCCAGUGCGAGGCUGCCCGCGCCGCCCUCAAGUCCACAAUCUGCUCCAAGGUGGCCGACGCCACCAAGCAGACCCAGUGCAAUGCCGAUGUGGACAGCCUGAUCAACACUUGUGACUCGGCUGUCGGCACCAACUCGAGCUACUGCCUGGUUGACCCCCAGUCGGCCUUCUACCAGCACUACGCCAACUACGCCAGCGGCAACAGCAGCAGCAGCAUCAGCAGCCUGAGCGCCGCCAAGCUCGUGUCAGCCUCCUCUCCCUCUCCCUCGACCUGCAACAGCGAAUUCCUUGCCGUCACCUACGGCAACUGCGCCACCGCUCGCGCCGAGCUCAAGAAGGCCGGCUGCGAUGGCAUCGCCAACUCUGACGACCGCGUCACCUGCCUGAACGCUGCCGACGCCCUCGCCGACAAGUGCGUCAAGUCUCUCGACCAGCAGACCCCCUUCUGCUUCCUGACCGAGGGCGCCGACUUUUUCAGCAAGUACAUCAACAGCACCCCCACUCCCAGCACUACUACCGCUGCUCCCUCGGCCUCGCCCUCGUCGAGCACCACCUGCCCCUCGAACAAGCUGGCCGUGACCUAUGGCAACUGCUCCGACGGCCGCGCCUGGCUCAAGGCGACCUACUGUGCUCCCUUGACCAACAACGACGACAAGGUUGCUUGCUUCGCCGAGGCCGACAGCUUGGCCGAUCAGUGCGUCAAGUCCCUUGACCAGCAGACUCCGUUCUGCUUCGACACCAGCAGCAGCAAGUACCUGCACUAAGUGCGCGGGUCGUUUAGAGCAUUGCCCCCCUCAUCCAUAUUGUGCUUGGCUGCUCAGUACAUUUUGGCUUCUCGUGACUUGCCGGGGCUGCUGGAGGCGCUCGGGUCACCCUACCCACCACCAUACGGCGCUCUGGGUGCGUCGUCGUCGAUCAGGUCCGCUGCCUGCUCCGAUUUUCCCUCCGCAUUUUGUACCUGCUUUAACUCCACCGAUUUUCCAUCCCUGCCACUGGCGUUUGCUGUGCUCUGACGAGGCUGCCAGUCUGAUGUAUAUCCCAUCCCGAUGGAAAUACAUGUAUUUUUUACAUAGCCG
This is a messenger RNA of Polychytrium aggregatum, 3306 nucleotides long. RefSeq lists its product as uncharacterized. The transcript is spliced from 7 exons. Bases 85 to 2994 code for a protein of 969 amino acids. NCBI's taxonomy places the organism in Eukaryota, Fungi, Chytridiomycota, Chytridiomycetes, Polychytriales. The record is from RefSeq and is a predicted model, not a curated record.